AUGGCGACCCCAGCACCCCUAAAGUUAGAGCCCCUGACACUUGAGGAUACGCCUGCUCUCACUAAACUCUGGUUCGCUGCCUUCACAGACCUAGAACUCCGCCGCGUCUUCCCCGACACACCCGCCGUCCGCCAAUAG
Penicillium cosmopolitanum is the source of this 138-nucleotide messenger RNA. RefSeq names its product acyl-CoA N-acyltransferase. The record is from RefSeq and is a predicted model, not a curated record. The transcript has a single exon. Bases 1 to 138 code for a protein of 45 amino acids. NCBI's taxonomy places the organism in Eukaryota, Fungi, Ascomycota, Eurotiomycetes, Eurotiales, Aspergillaceae.